AUGAAAUCUGAAAGUGAGGAUGAAGACUAUCUGAAAAACAAAAAGACAAAGCUCGCAAAAGGAAGAAAGAGACAUAAAGUUAGGUCAAAGAAAUAUAUCAGCACCAGUGAAGAUAAUGAGGAUGAUAUUCCCAUUUCUCAGUUGUGUAAUGAUGAUGAAGACGAUGAUGUGGAGAAUCGUGACACUUGCGCCGUAUGUCACGAAUUUGGUCGUGGUAGAGAAAUUUAG
This is a messenger RNA of Parnassius apollo (apollo), 228 nucleotides long. The record is from the annotation of a GenBank genome assembly. Lineage: Eukaryota; Metazoa; Arthropoda; Insecta; Lepidoptera; Papilionidae.